Chelmon rostratus (copperband butterflyfish) is the source of this 915-nucleotide messenger RNA. RefSeq lists its product as uncharacterized. Gene Ontology annotation, biological process: tRNA 5'-leader removal. Bases 1 to 915 code for a protein of 304 amino acids. Gene Ontology annotation, cellular component: ribonuclease MRP complex. The record is from RefSeq and is a predicted model, not a curated record. NCBI's taxonomy places the organism in Eukaryota, Metazoa, Chordata, Actinopteri, Chaetodontiformes, Chaetodontidae. Gene Ontology annotation, molecular function: RNA binding. The transcript is spliced from 2 exons.
AUGUUCACAGGGUGCAGAGUGGUCAGUGGCCAGAACCAGUACAUUACCAGAGACGUUGUCAGGCCCCACCCUGGACUAGAGGUGAACAGACCGAUCCAAAUGGAGAAUGGGGUAACCUCGGGGACCUGCUCUGUCUACCAGGAUCAAACAUACAGCAAUUUUGGCCAGCCAGCAGUGGUGAACAAUGUUUCCAGCCUGCUGACAUCACCACCAGUCCCUCCCCCUGCACUCAAACUAGGGCAAGAAGGAUUCAAGAAAGUCUGCCGAACUGAAGAGGAUAGCCCCUGUCCCUUUCCAGGACUGGCCUCUGGGGUGCUGGAGAUGCGCGUGAAGGAGGGAAGUAAGAUCCGAAACUUAAUGGGAUUUGCCAUGGCAAGGAUGCAGGGAGAGAAGGGUGUAAGUGGGGGAGCAGUGAGUGGUGGCGGACUCAGGCAGGUGGUCUUCACUGGGUCAGGCCGUGCAGUCACAAAGACCAUCACCUGUGCUGAGAUCAUGAAACGAAAAGUGGGCUCUCUGCACCAGCUGACCAAACUGCAGUACAAGGUGGUGAAAGAGGUGUGGGAAAGUACUGAAGAGGGGACGUCUGAGAUGACGGUGCACAGGACUGUGCCCUCCAUCAGCAUCCUCCUUUCCAAAGACCCACUGGAUCCCCAGGAACCAGGCUAUCAGCCUCCAGAGACUCUCAGUGCAUUGUGGGAGGAGAGAGAGAGCGUUGAAUCUUCCUCGCAGACAGCGUGCAAGAGACCUCUUGGACCUUUGCCAUACAGCGGUUUCCCUCAAUCAGAUGAGAGUGAGGUCUCUGGGAUGGUGUGGGAGUUCGCUAUCUCCCAGCCUCCAGAUGGCUCCGUCUUCUCUUAUCUAGAGGAAUGGGUGCUGCCUCAAUUUUUCAACUCGCCUUAUCUGGGAAUCCUUUAA